This is a messenger RNA of Penicillium brevicompactum, 6111 nucleotides long. Its product is annotated as MYB DNA-binding domain protein. The record is from RefSeq and is a predicted model, not a curated record. The transcript is spliced from 4 exons. The coding region runs from base 1 to 6111 and encodes 2036 amino acids. Gene Ontology annotation, cellular component: Set3 complex. NCBI's taxonomy places the organism in Eukaryota, Fungi, Ascomycota, Eurotiomycetes, Eurotiales, Aspergillaceae. Gene Ontology annotation, biological process: regulation of transcription by RNA polymerase II.
AUGUCAUCUCGAUUCCCUCCAUCGUCCGGGUUCAAUUCCCGUGACCGCUCUCCGCAACGCUUUGGAGACCGACGUCCCCCAGUUGGUCCCCGUGGUCCUGACGACGGCCCUGUACCAUUCGGAAGGGAUCCUCCCCGUGGCCCUCGAGCUUUGGUUGAUUCCCCUCGGGGUGGUCAUUUCGGUGGUCGUGGUAGAGGCUACGGCCGUGGUGAUUUCCGCGAUCGAGACCGUGACCGCGACCGUGACUUUCGAGACAACCGCGAAGGACCUCCAUUCCGCCGAGACUUGGAUCGCGACUGGCCUCGCCGUGGACAUGACCGUGAUCGCGAUUUUGACCCACGGGACAACCGCAUAGCCACCAGGGCGCGAUUUCGAUCUGGUCAGGAUGCGACGCAACUCAAGGGACAGCAUUCUAUCCGCUUCCUCGGGGGUCCAGAUGGCCCGCCGCCCAACAUCAGCCACAUGCCCAGAGGUGGUAUGCGAGGACGUGGCCGUGGGGAUUGGGAAGGCGGCCGUGGCAGAGGUGGACGACCUUUCCUUGACGAUCGUGAUCUGUUCCGUCGACGCAGUCGGUCUCGUGAGCCAUGGCGUGGUCGUGAUAGAAUGAUCGACCGCGAUAGAGAACGGGAUUUGGAUCGAGACCGCUUACUAGAUCGCGAGCGCAUGCUGGAUCGAGAUCGAGAUCGAGACAUUCUGCGCCCGAGAGACAGGGACCGAGAUCUCUUAGAUCGCGACUUGGACCGUCGAGACCGCUUUGAGCGCCGCGAAGAUUGGGACACCAAUCGACGAUCUGAUCGUGAAGAACGCGACCGUCCAGUGGACUUCUGGAAGCGAGAUCGUCCUCCAAGUCGCGCAGAUAGUCGGGCCGCGAGUGGUUCGACCACCUCUUCGCACCCUCUAACGGCAUCAGGCCCAGUCACGAACUCAGUAGAACGUCAGGCUGAACACCAACUCGUGGACCAACCCCGAAAGCAAUCAGUCAUUCCAACUCCUGGAGGCCCCGACUCAGGGCGAGAUGUCGAGCGAAGUGAUCAUACCACACCUCGACCUGACCCCAUUCGACCAAAUCCCGUUCGACCCAAUGCUGGUCGACCCGACCAUGUUCAACCUGAAUCUACUCGAGCUGAAUCUUCUCGACAGGACUCCACUCGACCCGAUCCUGCUAAACCUAGUCCUAUUCGGACUGACCUUAUCCAACCCGACUCUGCUCGGCCCAAUCCUACUAGACUCGACCCGGUCCAGUCUGAAUCUAUUCGACCUGGCCCCACUCAAUCCGAUCCCGUUCGGCCGGACCUCCUUAAGGAGCCUGGACCAGUGGCUCGACAGUCACCACCCCCAGCUGCCCCUCAAGUACCCGCCUUCGGUUCGGUGGCUGCUUCAAUACAGAACAAUUCCUCAGAUCAAGAUCUACUGGAUCGCAAAGCACCCAGAGCCGGACAACCUCGGGAGAAGGACGGCAGAAGCAUGGCCCAAAGACCACCAGCUCAGCCUCCCACUGGCCCCAAGGCGGAACGAGCCGACACAGCACACUCCUUUGACCCUCGCACCCGCCACGACGGUAUGAGAGAGCCUGGCCACCAGCAGUCUUUGCCUCCUCGGAGUUUCAAGGCGCCUGUUAAUCUUCCCGAUGUAUCACCACCUACCGCUCCAGCUGCUAUGACCAGGCCAGAUCCGGCCCUUGCGAACAACGACCCAUUCACAGCAGCUAGAUCAAACUCAAUAACCUCCUCUCCGACCUUUACGCGACUCCCACCACCAGCCCCACGAGCACCGUCCCGUGAGCCAUCCAUGUCACCCCGCAUGCAAUCUUCGGGGAUUCCCACCGGCCCUCGAGCAUUACAAUGGCCGCAAGCACCCUCUCCACGUGGUCGAAAAGGCAGCAAACAGUGGGUGCGACCCGGCUACGGUCGAACGCCUUCCAUCUCCAAUGCACCUCCGAAGCAAGAUCUUGUUGAUGACGGUGACUACGUUCCCCCUACCAAUGAAACUGCGCGAUCCGCCCCUCGACCCCCAUCUCCAUUCGACAUGGAUGAGCCAGAGAGUGGGGAGAUUCUGCCACGCGAACCUACAAAGGAGCCAUCCCCUGUCUCUCCAAUGGGUCUUCCUAUCCGGCGCAGCCUCUCCGCUGCGGAUGGCCCCAGUGACGCUAAGGAGCCUCAGGAAAAAUUGGCGAAUGAGGAACCUGGCAUAAUCCCGGACUUCGAACGCUCCAGCGACGAAGAAGAUGGGGGAAACAUCGUUUUCACGAAGGAGUACCUGGACGAAAGAAAACAGCUUUUCGAGAAAGACAUGGAGUCACUUCGAGCGGAACUCCCACCUUCGCCUCUAGAGGACCCGAAAAUUGUCGCUUUAUUAAUGAAAAUCCAGCUGCUUGGCAUGAUGGCAAACCAAGACAUAAUCGAACCAUCUAUUGAGGGCGCAUUGAGGCAACCGGUUGAGCCACCAGCAGAACAGUCCACUGAACAAUUGGUUGAAAUUCUACCUGAGGAAUCGCCUGACCGUCCCGUCCCGUCGGCACAGGAAGAUGAACCCAAAGUUGACCCUAUGUCGUUGGUGGAAGAAGAGGAAGAAGAUUCGAAGGUCCACACUCGUGCAGAACGUGCGGUUUCUUCUGCGCCGGCCUUACCCGAGCACGAGCCAGAACCGCCUGCGAAAACGGUGAUGCCUUUAAUAGCUUCCCGCGAUGAAGUCAAUGUCAACAAUCUGCCCUUCCUGCAUUCGGGUCCCCCAACGCCAAUUUCAGACAUGGAGGUUUACUUUGAGAACAAUGCGACUCAUGAUCGCCUCAAAGGGUCUUUCAUUUCUGAACUUUCCAAGGAGCAACAGGCACUCUUCCAAAAGAACGAGGUUCUCCGUGAUGAGUAUCUGUCUUACUAUAAGUCAUGGCGAUUGGCCAUUUGGGAACUUGACCGUCUGAAAGACAAAACAUCUGUCACCCCUGCUCCUGUGUCACCGCCAGUGUCCACAGUUCCAACUACCCCGGCAACAAUGCCAGAAGGUCGCGAAGGCCGUCGAUACAAAGGCAACAGCGAACUUGAUUUCCUCAAUGCUCUAAAAGCUUCCGAAAUAUCAGCCCAAGAGGAACUCGAACGCCGACGGAAUAAAAAGCCCACUGCUUACCCGGACUUGGGCAAAGAGGCGAUCAUCCCGAAUAUGCUUGAACUCAAGGAGGAAAAGGCAGCCGUCUACAAGGAUGUCAACAACAUUAUCGAAUGCCAUAGGGCUCUGGAUGUGUUUGGGUUCAUCCCACCGCCGAAUGACUUUACACCUCAAGAGCAUGUCAUUUUCACGAACGCGUUCAUGGCAUACCCAAAACGAUGGGGUAAGAUCGCCGAGUCGUUACCUGGUCGAACCUUCCAACAAUGUAUUGUGCACUACUAUUUGACCAAAGAAGAGAUCAAGUACAAGGCCAAACUCAACAAGCGCUGGAGCAAACGCAGCAAAGGAGCUCGUAAGGGUGCGCGACCAAAGUCCAAUGCCCUCAUUGCAGACUUGGGUGUUGUGAAAUCGGAUUUUGAUGGCGGCGAUGAUACACCCGCUGUCACCGACACCGGUCGCCCGCGACGUGCAGCGGCACCCACCUUCGGCGAGACCGUUGAGGCAGAGAGCAGUGUAACGAUCGGCCGUCGUGGCCAACCAGCCCGUGAUAGCGAGCCUACUGAAAGGACCCCUGCUCGACGAGCCGGGCGUGGCACAGGCACCCGCGGCGGCCGGCGCACGAAAGCCCCCCAGCCCGAAAUGAAGAGCCAGGCGCUACUUCCUCAAGUUGACAUGCCCUCUGUCGCGCCGCCGCCGCCGCCUGCUCCCAUUGGGACUGAGAUGGAAAUGAUGCCGGACACCAUGAUGGAAGCAUACGAAAUUCGAGAACGCCAGCGCGCCGAAAGAGAAUCCUUGCAACCAGUUCCACGAGGCAGAAUCGGCCGUGGGCGGGCUAAAGAUGGAGUCUAUGUAUUUGAGUCGACUGAACCCGAGCAACCUCUGGCAAACAAACAACACGAGUCUGGAUAUGGCUCUUUGCAGCCGACAAGUUAUUGGUCUGUUCCCGAGCAGCGUGAUUUCCCAGCCUUGCUGGGACAUUUUGGCCGUGACUUUGAGGGUAUCUCUGGGUGGAUGAAAACGAAGACAACGGUGAUGGUCAAAAACUUCUUCCAGCGCCGUUUAGACUCCGGCCACAAUGACUUUGAGUUGAUUGCAAAGGAUGCGGAGGAAAAGAAGGCUCGUGGUGAAUCUCCUGGGAAACUUCCAAAUCCAAGUGUCGCCCCUAAGCGACGAUACGAGGCGACACCAUCGUCUAUUAUUCCCCGCCCACUUGCGCCUCAUGAUGCCAUGAUGGAGAUAGAGGAAAACCGCUUCCCCUCAAAAGGCAGACCUCCUCUUCAGUCGCCGCAGCCAAUAUCUGUGCAUGGACGACCCAUGUCGGAAAAAGAGCGGAAUGCCAGUCGCUACCAACCCCUUGCACAAGCCUCGGCUGCCUCGCCGGUGCCUUCAACCGCAACUCUUAUCGAAGAAUCCACUCGAGCGAUCCGCGCACAAGGGGGGGCCGGCACACCGCGCACAGGCGCGCAAGAUUUGCCAAUGUCUUCACGACACCCAAGUGCCAUGCCACCAGAUGUCGCACGCAUGGAUCCCUUGGCUGGACAGGCCUAUAUGUCUUCCCAGCAGCCAUCGUCACUUUUCUCGUCAUCUCAUUCCCGCCAUCCCAGCUUGAAUCAAACACCUGGUUCACCAAGCCAACUACCCAGACCUGAUCUUGAAUUGGCCUCUGUACACCGUGAUCCGUUCCCCCAGCGGUCUUACUACCCCAUCGCAGGUCAACCAAUCGGGAUUUCACAGUCACCUCGCCCGGGUUUGUCCCCAGUCAAGGACACCCCUCGUCCCAGUGCCACCCCUGGUCCCGACGCCGCUUCUCGUCAAAUACCAGCCAAGCGUUCUAACAUCAUGAGCAUUCUGAAUGACGAGCCUGAAGAGCCUCAACCUCGCAAGCGCUUUGCUAGUGAGCAAGCUCCGCCUGCACAAGCUGCAACGCCGGGCAUAAACCCAAGGCCCGUUUACCAAGCCGCGGGAUCUUCUCGCCACGAAGAAAUGGGUAUGGUAGGGAUGCCACCCAAGUCCUCUGGCUACGCCCCGCAAACCCAAUAUCAGCAAACAUCUCGCGGCUAUUCAGAGUACCCAGGAUACGGACCUCCACAGGGCGGCUCGGGUACUUCAGCAAAUACCGAUUGGAUGGCACGGUUUGAUCCACGGGCGCAACAAACACCUCCACAGUCCCAGGCCCCAUCAUUGCCACAGCAACAACAGUCACAGGCCAGUAGCCGUGCUCCGGGUCCUUUGGCCUCCCAGGGCACAUAUUCGUCUUACGCGACCAACCCAAGCCAUGCGUCGGUACCCGCGCCAAGUCUUUCCGUCCCGUCCCCUGCCCCAACCCCGCCACCAACGAAUGCGUCGCAGCGACCAACUUAUUCGAACGUCUUUCCGCAAUCAUCUGGUCAGCAAUCCGUAGCCUCAGCUUCGCGGGAGCUGGCUUCACAGCCCUCAUCCUACCGCCCAGGAUCACCGGGCUCACGCUCAAGCAUGGCAUAUGGCUCACGACAAGAUCCACCGACGCCUGCGCAAUCUACGACUAGUCUGUAUGGUGUCCAUGCACGCCAGUCCGGGACGCCUUCGUCGUACUCGGCUGCGCCCACUCCCAACCCAGUGCAGUCACAUAAUUAUCAGCAGCAUGUUCAAACAAUGGUCAGUGGGUCGCACCAACCUCAGUCUCACCGGUCCACGCCUGUUACAUUAUCUGGCGGCUCUUCGCAAUACGGCCACAGUACCCCUCCUCCCCAGUCUCAGGCUGGGCGAUCAAUGGCCUCGCUGGCGAGCCUUGGGCGCUCGUACACUCCUCCAUCGGCCUUACAUCCCUCAAUGAGCGGAAAUGCUAUGGGUGGCUACGCUGCCCCUCCCCCGUCUGCACAAGGGUCAAUUCCACAAAUGCAUCAACGAUCUGUUGGGGGAGGUUCGCUGGGCGAGAAUGGCUCUACUCCGAGACAUCAUCGUGUUUACAGCCAUGGGUCAGCCCAGGGUCGAGUACCGGGAUCGCUGCCGCCGCCUUCCCAUCAACCACGCUGA